Messenger RNA from Elaeis guineensis (African oil palm), 1742 nucleotides. Its product is annotated as cytochrome P450 78A3. Gene Ontology annotation, molecular function: iron ion binding; oxidoreductase activity, acting on paired donors, with incorporation or reduction of molecular oxygen; monooxygenase activity. NCBI's taxonomy places the organism in Eukaryota, Viridiplantae, Streptophyta, Magnoliopsida, Arecales, Arecaceae. The record is from RefSeq and is a predicted model, not a curated record.
AACUCUUCCAUAUCAAGGCUUUCCUUUGCUUUGCCGAUCAUGGAAACCUCUGUGGAGAGAUGGUGGAUCCUGCCCUUAACCCUAUCUCCAAACAUCUUAAAAGGCCCGUCAUCACCUUCUUCUUCAUCAUCUUCGAUUGCACUCACUCUCUUUUCCAUUGCCAUCCUUGCCAUUCUGGCAUGGCUAGCCAACUCCCUUCUCCACUGGGCCUUCCCUGGCGGCCCUGCCUGGGGGAAGUACUGGAUGAGGAAGACAAACUCCACCGCCUCGAUGACGAUACCCGGCCCCACGGGCCUCCCUUUCGUGGGGAGCAUGGGCCUCAUGUCGGGCCUCGCCCACCGCCGUCUAGCCACCGCCGCCACCUGUCUUGGUGCAAAGAGACUCAUGGCCUUCUCCAUAGGCGAGACCCGAGCCAUCAUCUCCUCCCACCCCGAUGUCGCCAAGGAGAUCCUCAACAGUCCGGCGUUCGCCGACCGUUCCCCUACUGAAGCAGCCUACGGCCUCAUGUUCCACCGCGCUAUCGGCUUCGCCCCCUAUGGCACCUACUGGCGUACCCUCCGCCGGAUCGCCGCCACCCACCUCUUCUCCCCCAAGCAAGUCGAUGACUUCUCUCCUCACCGCUCCCACAUCGCCGACCAAAUGACAGCUGCUCUUCGGAGAAGCACCCAUAGAGAUGUACAAGUUCGAAGAAUUCUGCGGCGGUCCUUGCUGUGCUACAUCAUGCAGUUUGUGUUCGGUAAGACGUAUGAGUUGUGCUCGGCAAGCGAGGAGAUUGAAGAACUUCUUUGCAUGGUGGAGGAAGGUUACGACCUGCUCGGGAGGAAGAACUGGUCUGAUCAUUUCCCACUUCUUGCUGGCCUCGACAUUCAGAAAAUCCGGUCCAGAUGCUCAAAUCUCGUCAAUAAGGCAUAUAGUUUAUUGUAUCCGAUAAUUGAAGAGCACCGAGCUACGGUAACUGGUGGAAGAACAACAGCACCGGACUUUGUUGAUAUAUUGAUCUCCCUGCAGGAAAGUGAGGGCCUGUCAGACUCUGACAUGGUUGCCAUUCUAUGGGAGAUGAUAUUUAGAGGGACGGAUGCAAUGGCAGUGUUGAUGGAGUGGACACUGGCUCGAGUUGUCCUCCACCCACACAUCCAAGCCAAGGUCCACCAAGAGCUCGAUCAUGUCGUCGGGACUUCCCGGCGCCGGCGGGUGACUGAAACUGAUGCACCGAGACUGGUAUACUUGCAAGCCUUACUGAAAGAAGUUCUCAGGAUGCACCCACCAGGCCCGCUCCAAUCCUGGAGUCGGCUUGCAAUAUCCGACACCCUUGUCGACGGCCAUCUUGUUCCUUCCGGCACGACUGCCAUGGUGAACAUAUGGGCAAUAUGCCGCGAUCCUGAUAUCUGGGAGGAUCCUCUGGAGUUCAAGCCUGAGAGGUUUCUGAGCAAGGAUGGAGACAUGGAAGUGGAGUUCUCGGUGAUGGGGACCGAUCUCCGGCUCGCACCGUUUGGGUCAGGAAGGAGAAGCUGCCCCGGCAAGGGGCUGGCGAUGAGGACAGUCAGCUUCUGGAUGGCUUCCCUGCUUCAUGACUAUGAAUGGCUGCCGUCGGAAGCGAAAGGCGUCGAUCUAUCAGAGGUUCUCAGGCUGUCGUCCGAGAUGGCGGCGCCGCUUGAGGUGAGGGUCCAGCUCAGGCGACAUGCAUGAAUGAAGAAGAUGAUCCUGCUCCCCCCUAGUGCAUACGUCUAGGUGUCUAUGGGAAU